AUGGUGAGCGUGGGGGAGCCUGCUGAGAAAUACCUGGAACUGGGGCAGAUUGGCCAAGGGACCAGAAUGACCUCCUGCUUGCAAAAUGUGUUUAAUAAUAACAAUGAUGAUGAUGAUGAUCAUCAUCAUCAGAGUGGUGGUAAACUAAGGCCAUUUGAGAAGACUGUGGCCAUAAAGAAAAUGAGUCUCGGAGAGCAGAACAGGGAACGAGCUGUGAAUGAGAUCCUGGUCCUGCAAGGCAAGAAGAACCCCAACAUUGUCAACUCUUUGGACAGCUUCCUUGUUGAUGAAGAUCUCUGGCUGGUGAUGGAAUACAUGGAUGGAGGAACUUUGCAGGACAUUGUCACACAGACACGCAUGGCUGAAGGAGAGAUGGCAGCUGUCAGUCGGGAGUGUCUGCAGGGCCUGGAUUUCCUCCAUUCCAACCGGGUGAUCCACAGAGAUCUGAAGACCUCCAACAUCCUUCUGGGAAUGGACGGCUCUGUCAAACUGGCUGAUUUUGGCCUCUGCGCUCAGCUCGGCCCUGAGCAGGACCAGUGCAGCUCCAUGGUGGGCACUGCUCACUGGAUGGCCCCAGAAGUUGUGACCAGUUCUCCUUAUGGCCCCAAGGUGGACAUCUGGUCUUUUGGUAUUGUGACCAUCGAGAUGGUGGAAGGAGAACCUCCUUACUUCAAGCAAACAGGGGCUAUGGCUCGCGCUCUGAUCCGGCAGAACGGGACCCCGCAGCUGCAGGAGCCCAGGCGCCUGUCGGCUCUGCUGCGGGACUUCCUCGAGUGCAGCCUGGAGCCGGACGAGGAGCGGCGCUUCUCUGCCCAGGAGCUGCUGCAGGCUAACACGGAUGUCCCCGGGUCAGCCCCGCUCUUCAGCGGCGCCACGCUCGGACCACGCCCGGCGCCGCCGGCCCCCAGCCCGGUGCUCCGCGGCUCCGCCCGCUCCGAUCCCCGCUCGGCGCGGCGGCGGCUUUAUGCCGGGGGUCCCAGAGAAGGCCCUGACUCGAGACCUUGGACAGCGCCGUCAGCAACUUUAACGGGGUUGGCAAGCUCCGCGGUUCCUGAGACCCCUCCCGCACACCCAGGCUGGUUCUCCACCCUCGGCGACGCUGUCCACGCCGCCUCCGGCUUGGCGAAUGCCGGGAGUUACUGCGCUGGGUUUGAUGGCCGCCACUCAGCGCUUUCGGCCGCUCUGGCAGCCAGAAACACAGCAGCAAUAUCCAGGAGCUGUCCCUUCCUAGUCCACGGCUUUGAGGAUGCUGUGGCGGUGCCACAGGAGAAGACCCUUGGUGUUGUGCUGGAAGAAGUUCCUCCAGAAGAAAAGGUGGUGUUCCUAGGUGCAGGGAACUCUGUGGCAUCAGCAGUGGAGGAGCAGGAUGAGGACGAUGUCCAGUCUUGGGAUAUUUCUGCAAGAGCCUUCACCCCUGCCAGAGCCUCGAGCCAUGGCUGUGAGACAAACAGCCUCAUCCCUGAGGAUGCAGAUGGGCAGGAAAUGCCUGGAAGUAAAAUGGGCAGCCCAGCCAUGUCCAAGAAGCUGUUCCCAGAGGCAAGUGUCCCAGUUGGAAGUGUUCUGGAGCCACUCGUGUUCAGCCUACAGUCAGUUCCCAGAACGCUGUCCCUGUUCCAGUGGGGAAACCCCCAUGCUUUGCAGCAGGAAAGAUUCACAGGAAACCAAGGAAGCUUUCCCAUCUCCAGGAAGCUCCCCCCACUCUACCAGUCAGAUAGCCUCUGA
Molecule: messenger RNA, 1722 nt
Organism: Cinclus cinclus
Lineage: Eukaryota; Metazoa; Chordata; Aves; Passeriformes; Cinclidae
Product: mitogen-activated protein kinase kinase kinase 6-like
Exons: 9
Coding region: 1-1722 (573 amino acids)
Biological process (GO): regulation of actin cytoskeleton organization; regulation of MAPK cascade; intracellular signal transduction
Cellular component (GO): cytoplasm
Molecular function (GO): protein serine/threonine kinase activity; ATP binding
Source: RefSeq, a predicted model, not a curated record